AUGGAAUUUGGUGAGAUUGAAUGUAAUGAGAUGCGACAACAACAAACAUCAAGACUUCCAGCACCUAGCUCUAGAAAAGGAAAACAACUCAAGGGAUUACAAUCUGUUUUUUCACCGGCAGCAACACCUGGAGCUCAACCAACUAUCAAAAGUGUUCUCCAAAGCAAAGAAAUUGUGGAGAAGUGUGAUAUUGCUAUUGCAAGAUGGAUGAUAGAUGCCUCUGUGCCAUUCAAUGCAGUUAAUUCAGUUUAUUAUAUGCCGAUGAUCGAUGCUAUUGCAAACAUGGGUGCAGGGUAUAAAGGGCCAAAUUAUGAAAGAGUAUAUGGAUAUUUGUUGAGAAAAUUGGUUGAAGAUGUAAAGAAGAUGAUUGAAGAUUAUUGUUCAGUUGAUGCUUCUCAUAUCUCGAAAACUGCUGAUGCUUUGUUUAAUUUGCUUAGGGAUGUUGUGUUAUUUGUUGGCUCUGAGAAUGUUGUAUAUGUAGUGAUGGAUAAUGCUGUAAAUUACGUUGCUGCUGGAAGGUUAUUGGAAUCCAAGUUUUCUAGAUUGUAUUGGUCUCCUUGUGCAGUACAUUGUGUUAAUCUGAUGUUGCAGGAUAUUGAAAAGUUAGAGAAAGUGAGUGAAACUGUGUCACAAGUUUCAAUGAUUACAAAGUAUAUCUAUAAUCAUUGCCAUCCUUUGUACUUGAUGAGAAAGUUCACAAGCAGACGAGAAAUACUUCGCCCAGCUCUAACUCGAUUUGCCACUAAUUUUAUUGCUUUGCAAAGUAUUUUGGCUCAAAAGGAUGCAUUGAGAGCUAUGGUGACAUCUAGAGAAUGGACAAGCUCAGCUUACUGUAAAGAAGCCAAAGCCAAAAAGUUUGUGGAUUAA
Molecule: messenger RNA, 867 nt
Organism: Arachis stenosperma
Lineage: Eukaryota; Viridiplantae; Streptophyta; Magnoliopsida; Fabales; Fabaceae
Exons: 2
Coding region: 1-867 (288 amino acids)
Source: RefSeq, a predicted model, not a curated record